Molecule: messenger RNA, 1001 nt
Organism: Vitis riparia (riverbank grape)
Lineage: Eukaryota; Viridiplantae; Streptophyta; Magnoliopsida; Vitales; Vitaceae
Product: protein MIS12 homolog
Exons: 7
Coding region: 115-849 (244 amino acids)
Biological process (GO): mitotic sister chromatid segregation; mitotic cell cycle; kinetochore assembly
Cellular component (GO): chromosome, centromeric region; nucleus
Source: RefSeq, a predicted model, not a curated record
GCACACACACCAGCCAUUCUCUCCCAUUCAAAUUUUCUUCCAUUUUGAAGUUUUUCUCUUGGCGGGAAAGAACUUCCAACUUUCCUCUCUCUUCUAGAGUUAGGUUUUUGGGAAAUGGAAGGCAGCGAAAGCGAAGCCAUUUUUGAAUCUCUAAACCUCAAUCCCCAGCUCUUCAUCAAUGAAGUCCUUAACCUAGUCGAUGAUUUGCUUGAUGGAGCUUUUGAUUUCUAUCAACAGGAAGCAUCGAAUCUUUUGAGAACGGACGGAACCGAUCGCUCUGGUGAUAUAAACAAGGGUAUUGGUUAUAUUCGUAAUAUGAUUCAAGGAGUUUUGGAUAAGCGGCUGGAGAUGUGGGAGAAGUAUUGCCUAAGACACUGUUUUGCUGUUCCUGAGGGAUUCUCGAUGCCUAAAGCUAGUGAAACACCUGGUGACAGUUCAAUUAACAAAGAUGUGCUGUCUGAUCUCGAGCUGGAUGCGCAGUUGGAUUCAUUGAGGGAUAAACUUACAGUGGUUGGAAAGGAAUCUGCUGAGCUGAACAGAGAGCUCCAAGCAUUGGAAAGGCAGUCUGUCUUAAGCAAUCAAUGUACUGGGUCUGUUAAUGAGGCAUUGCAGUUAUAUGAACAAAACAAAGUGCAUGACAUGUUUCAGGAGAUGAUGAGAACUGCAUCAGAACUUCGUACUAAAAUGGAAAAGAUGAAGACCAAGAGGAUGGAAGGGAUUGAACGUGUUAAAACAGAGAGGAUAUACAACCCAGACAGAGAUUUGUCUAUGAGGAAUCAUGACAAAGGCCUAUUCAAUGCAGAGUUGGAAGAUCUUCAAGAAUUUUUAGCCAACAUAAAGAACAUGUGAGUUAAAAUAUUGUUACGUCAAUCUUGUGGCACAGGAGUGAUACAUUAUGCUUGCUGUAGAUAAUUACUAGUAAGUUUUCCUUACAUGCUGUGUAAUGGAUAGUUAUUGGGCCUUAUUAUAUCAUCUAGAGUUCUGGUGUUUCCUUUCUACAA